UGUCCCGGAGGACUUCCAGUGGAUCUACAAAACAGUAUGUGGGUUAAUGAUGCUGAAUCGAACACAUUAACAUUUGGAAGGAACACUUUUUCGGGAUUUAGUUUCCAAGACACUGGGACAAAUUUUAACGCUUUCACUUGUGUCAGUAGCGAUGAUAAUGUAUAUGUCUUCGGGAGUGAUAACAGCCUUUCAUCACCUUCUGGCAGUUCUGAGUACUAUUAUCUGUGUAUGAGGAUAACGAAAGUUACUGAAAAUUCAUAUUAUUAUUACUUAUUAGGAGAAUUAAAUACUGAUACAUUUCCACAUAUAAGAGCUACAAAGAGCAGCGUCCGACCAAGUUCAUCCAGUUCCCUUCCACCAUGUGAUAUCUGUAGUGACAAGAACGAUGGAAAUACGGAAGCCUCUUUUCUUCGAAGAGAAACAGUUCUGUCUGUGCCAUCAGUGACAGCAGAUCCACUUUGUUUACCGUGUAAUAAGACACAGAUAGAGUGUGAUAUCACAGCAGAAACAACAACACCCGCUGAACCCAUAACAACCAAGCCUGAACAAAAGACUCGUCACGGACAUUGCUGGAAGAAAAAUCACCGACAUCCUUAGCUGUAUCAUAUAAGAACAUAGUCGA
Mytilus trossulus (common blue mussel) is the source of this 622-nucleotide messenger RNA. RefSeq lists its product as uncharacterized. NCBI's taxonomy places the organism in Eukaryota, Metazoa, Mollusca, Bivalvia, Mytilida, Mytilidae. Bases 37 to 597 code for a protein of 186 amino acids. The record is from RefSeq and is a predicted model, not a curated record. The transcript has 5 exons.